AUGGAAGUUGAGCCAUCUUUGCAGCCACAAACGAGCUUGGCCAGUGCGCGCAAAGCGACACGAGACACGGCUCAGACCGAGCCCCGCCACCGCGGCUCUUUUGAUCAUAGGCGGAAAAGCUCGAACAGUGAACCGUUCAGAAGCGGCCGUUUUUCGUGGGUGAAACGGCUGAUGAAUAACAACAAGCCCAUUGCUCCUCAAGCUUAUCAAGGCUCCAGCAGGGCCACGCGGAAAACAGAACCUGUCAAGCAAGAGUCAAUUCCGGUUACAGGAAUAAAAACACCAGACGAAAGAAACAGUUUCUGUAGCACCGAGGCAUCGACGGGGGACAAUGUCAGCACAAGGCCCAUUUUGUCCAACUCUUCGGACGACAGCGACAACGAAGAUGACGAAAUUGAUUCCAGUUACAAAGAUUACGAUCCAUCAGUCAAGUCCACGGCAAUGACCUCUAUCGCACCAACAGCACUGACCUCUGCCAGCAGCUCUGUGCCGAGCAACAUGAUUAUCGUGCCUGGCGGUUCGAGCACGCAAGGUCACGGGACAAGCAUUCUAAGCUAUACCGGGAGUAUCACUCCGACGGCCGUUUCGUUCUCUCACCAAACAGCUCACGGUGCGGACUCUUCUUCUGUGAUUACAAUCGCUAGCUCGACUCGAAAUAGAAGACGUCGGAGCAUCGACACCAAUGCUUCCACAUCUGCAAUUCCUCCAGCAAGUAUAUUUGAGCGUAUUAUCACCGCAAACACCAGCACGUCGAAGCUUCCAGCCUCCGAUGCUCCUUCGCGUGCUGCUGUCAGCGAACAGGACUCUUUGGGAUCAGGGGAUUACUGUUCGGCUGCCUCUCAUUGA
Messenger RNA from Ogataea haglerorum, 846 nucleotides. RefSeq lists its product as uncharacterized. The coding region runs from base 1 to 846 and encodes 281 amino acids. Lineage: Eukaryota; Fungi; Ascomycota; Pichiomycetes; Pichiales; Pichiaceae. The transcript has a single exon. The record is from RefSeq and is a predicted model, not a curated record.